This is a messenger RNA of Populus trichocarpa (black cottonwood), 2444 nucleotides long. Its product is annotated as adagio protein 3. The transcript has 2 exons. Gene Ontology annotation, biological process: circadian rhythm; response to blue light. Gene Ontology annotation, cellular component: nucleus; cytosol; SCF ubiquitin ligase complex. Lineage: Eukaryota; Viridiplantae; Streptophyta; Magnoliopsida; Malpighiales; Salicaceae. Bases 143 to 2056 code for a protein of 637 amino acids. The record is from RefSeq and is a predicted model, not a curated record. Gene Ontology annotation, molecular function: protein binding.
CACAGUGACUCCACUUACACGCUUCACUUCAAUUCAACUUCCGCUUCCAAUCCUCACAGCAAAGAGUCUUUUCUUUUUCUCUGAUUUUUCUUAUUUCGUUUUUCCACGCACACAGAGGGAGAGUGAGGGGGAGACAGAGACCAUGUCAAAACCUCAAGAAGAAAAGUACGAGGAAGAAGAAGAGUUGCAAAGCUCUGGUAAAAGGCUGAAAUGCGCCAAAUCCUUCAAAGAAAAAGGGGAGGAGGAAGAAGAAGAGGAGGAGGAGGAAGAAUUGGAAAGAGAGGUUUCAUUAAUGGAGGACACAAGAGGAGGGUUGUUUUUCUACCCAACGAAUCCCACAUCUUUUGUAGUUUCGGAUGCUUUAGAGCUUGAUUUUCCUAUCAUUUAUGUCAACAAGGUCUUCCAGAACUUCACUGGCUACCAAGCUCACGAGGUCCUCGGUCAUAACUGUCGGUUCUUACAAUACAGGGAUCCUCAUGCUCAAAGAAGGCAUCCUUUAGUAGAUCCUGAUGUUGUUUCUGAAAUCAGAAGAUGUCUUGAGGAAGGGGUGGAGUUCCAAGGUGAACUUCUAAACUUUAGGAAGGAUGGUACUCCAUUGGUGAACAGGCUCAGACUUGUACCUAUACAUGACGAUGAUGGAGCUAUCACACACAUAAUAGCUAUUCAGGUAUUUUCAGAAGCCAAAAUAGAUCUGAACCAUGUAUCAUAUCCAGUCUUCAAAGAGACUUGCAAUCAGCUGUCUGAUCAAUCAGCUAAUUAUUCUCUUCCGCGUGGACAAUCAACAUUCACUGGGCAUCCAGAAAUAUGUGGAAUACUUCAGUUGUCUGAUGAAGUAUUGGCUCAUAACAUUUUAUCACGCUUGACGCCAAGGGAUGUUGCAUCCAUUGCAUCUGUAUGCAGAAGAAUCCGGCAAUUAACAAAAAAUGAGCAUGUAAGGAAGAUGGUUUGUCAAAAUGCAUGGGGAAGAGAAGUCACUGGUGCAUUGGAGCUGAUGACUAAAAAGUUGGGCUGGGGGCGUCUGGCAAGGGAACUAACUACGCUUGAGGCUGUGCGCUGGAGGAAACUGACAGUUGGAGGAGCUGUUGAGCCUUCACGCUGCAAUUUCAGUGCAUGUGCAGUAGGAAAUAGACUUGUAUUGUUUGGAGGGGAAGGGGUAAACAUGCAGCCAAUGGAUGACACGUUUGUUCUCAAUCUGGAUGCUGCAAAUCCAGAGUGGCAGCGUAUUAGUGUGAAAUCAUCCCCACCAGGGCGCUGGGGCCACACUCUUUCUUGCCUCAAUGGUUCCUGUUUGGUGGUUUUUGGAGGAUGUGGUAGGCAAGGGUUGCUCAAUGAUGUUUUUGUCCUGGACUUGGAUGCCAAACAGCCUACUUGGAAGGAAGUUUCUGGCGGAACUCCCCCUCUACCUAGAUCAUGGCAUAGCUCUUGCACCAUAGAAGGUUCUAAGCUGGUUGUCUCAGGCGGAUGUACAGAUGCCGGGGUACUUCUCAGUGACACCUACAUGUUGGAUCUCACUACAGACAAGCCGAUGUGGAGAGAGAUCCGAACUUCUUGGGCACCUCCAUCUCGAUUAGGGCAUUCACUCUCAGUUUAUGAUCGGACAAAAAUUCUUAUGUUUGGUGGACUUGCCAACAGUGGACACUUACGACUGAGAUCAGGCGAGGCCUACACCAUUGACUUGGAGGAUGAAGAACCACAAUGGAGGCAACUGGAGUGCAGUGCAUUAACAGGCAUUGGGAGCCAGAGUUCUGAUGUCCCCCCUCCCAGACUAGAUCAUGUUGCUGUUAGCAUGCCCUGUGGAAGGAUUUUAAUCUUUGGUGGUUCUAUUGCUGGGCUGCACUCUCCUUCUCAGCUUUUCCUGUUGGAUCCUGCUGAGGAGAAACCAUCAUGGAGGAUUCUCAAUGUUCCUGGUCAACCACCAAAGUUUGCCUGGGGUCAUAGCACCUGUGUGGUUGGAGGGACCAGGGUCCUAGUAUUGGGGGGCCACACUGGGGAGGAAUGGAUACUAAACGAAUUGCAUGAGUUGUGCUUAGCAAGCAGGCAAGACUCAGAACCAUGAUUUAACAAUGAGCUGUCCAUAUUACGAUUGACACAAGUUUUGCACCAGCCACUCCAGAAAACUCUGUUUUAUGACCCAUGCCAUUUAUAAGGUUCUUCCGCUCCAUCACAUCUUUCUGCAUCACCGAAUACCUGCCCCAUGCUUUUUGCUCGUAUUUGUACUGUAAGUAUGAAGACCACAACAACUGUCUGUUUUGUGUAAACGUCCUGCACAAAUUCACGUUUUGCUUCUUGUGGUUGCAAUCAUAUAGUACUCACGUAUAAUGACUUGUGCUAGAAAUUGAAUGCUGCUGGAUGUAACGGGUUGUUAGCUGGUUUUGCAUUAUGUGCGUUUGACCAUUCCUUUUCCUUUUUUCUACUGCAUGAGAAUGCUGUUGGUUGACUGGGAA